UGUAGGUAGUAUUGCUUUGCACAAUAAAAGUAGGUAUCAAAUCAAAUAGAGUAUUUACUGUGAUAUUAAUAGAUGUCUUGUGAAGUGCAUGCUAGAAUAAAUUCCUAUUCAUAACGUUGAUUCUAUACUUUAGUUAAGUAUACACGCGUAAGUUACUUUAGUAAGAUACUUAAGUUGUUGUGUAUCUUACUAUAUUGUUUCCUGUAUUGAGGCGCGUAAUAAAGAGUAUUUGUAUUCUAUUGUAUUGUAGUUAGUAUUAUUCUAACCUUAAUUAUUUUUAGGCAGAAAUGACACAGAAGUUCAGAUCGCUGAAAUUAAUGUUGAUAGUAAUAUUAAUGAAAAUCUGACGACUACUUCAACAAGUGACAAUUGUGAAAUGCCGCAAAUUAAUAGUUGCUCUAUAGAAGACCAAAAUAAUAUGAUCCCGGACGACGAAGAUGAUGGAUCUCGAUUAAAUUUAAAUGAAAACAUCAGUCUUAUUGGUAUAAGAGGAGAGAUUCAUCAAUGGGCACUGAAAUACCAAAUACCACAUAACGCAUUAAAUGAAUUGCUACAUAUAUUAAGAGAAAAUUCCAGUUUGGCAUUAAAAGAUAUAUUACCUGCAGACAGUAGAACUUUGUUGAAAACAUCGAGAAGGAACAAUAUUGUGCCAAUCGGAAAUGGAGAAUAUUGGUAUUAUGGGUUAGAACAAGCUCUAAAAAAUGCUUUGUCUCAAGUGAGAAACCUACCGUCUAAUAUAUUUUUGACAUUUAACAUAGAUGGGUUGCCUAUCGCAAGAAGUACAAAAAAAGAGUUUUGGCCCAUCUUGUGUAAAAUAAAAGGUUUAGAUAUGUCACCGAUAGUUGUAGCAAUCUUUUUCGGUAGUGGGAAACCACCCUUAGAACCAUUUCUGCGCCCGUUUGUAGACGAACUCCUCAAACUACUCAGAGAUGGAUUUAAGAUGCAAGGGCGAAUUAUUAGCGUCGAAAUUCGUUGUUUUGUAUGCGAUACACCCGCGAGAUGCUUUAUAAAAGGUACUGUGGGCUUUAAUAGUUAUCAUGGAUGUAUGAAAUGUACAGUUAUCGGAGAUUUUGAUAGACGAGGUCGUCAUAUGAGUUUUCCUAGAACGGAUAUGCCUUUACGCAACGAUAACUCAUUUAGAAAUCGCUUGGAUCCCGAUCACCACAAGGAACGAAGUGCUAUAGAAGAUUUACCAAUAGACCUUGUUAACGAUUUCACCAUAGCAGAUAGUCUUCAUUUAUUAGAUUUAGGCGUAAUGAAGAAAUGUUUGCUAGGAUGGACAAGUGGCAGCUUCAAUUUUCACACAAAAUGGUCAGCAAGGGAAACACAAAAUAUUUCAAGAAAACUCAUGCAAAUAAAGUCAACCACACCAUAUGAAGUCCACCAAGGAAGACUGAGGGAGUUAGAUUCUCUUCACUUUUGGAAAGGUACAGAGUUCAAGAUUUUUUUGCUGUACUAUGGACCAGUAAUUCUAAAAGAACAUUUACCUUUGGAAGUUUACCAUCAUUUCUUAAUACUGUUCUGUGCUACCACAAUUUGUUACUCAGAUACGUACAGUUCUUACCGACAUAUAAGUCAAAAAUUAUACGUUGAUUACAUCGAAAGAUUUGCAGAACUUUACGGCCAAGAUGUUGUAGCAGCAACAUUCACAACUUAUGUCAUGUUGUGA
Molecule: messenger RNA, 1669 nt
Organism: Leguminivora glycinivorella
Lineage: Eukaryota; Metazoa; Arthropoda; Insecta; Lepidoptera; Tortricidae
Exons: 2
Coding region: 377-1669 (430 amino acids)
Source: RefSeq, a predicted model, not a curated record